This is a messenger RNA of Monosiga brevicollis MX1, 150 nucleotides long. RefSeq lists its product as uncharacterized. Lineage: Eukaryota; Choanoflagellata; Craspedida; Salpingoecidae. The transcript has a single exon. The annotation marks the transcript as partial. The record is from RefSeq and is a predicted model, not a curated record.
CAUGCCCCCGAAUAUGCCCCCGAACAUGCCCCCGAACAUGCCUCCGAAUAUGCCUCCGAACAUGCCCCCGAACAUGCCCCCGAAUAUGCCCCCGAAUAUGCCCCCGAAUGUGCCUCCAAACCUGGCUCACAUGCCCCCGAACAUGCCCCA